CAUUCGUCGAAACGCUCUCUUCAUGGGUGCUUUUUUUCACGAAGUAUCGAGAAGACAGCGUUUCCUUUCCAUUUAAGGACUUUCCUUCGAAAAGCUAUGCUGCUUCCUCUUCCUCACUUCGCUCGAAUGAAGUCGUCUUCCUACUUUCUGCCGACUCCAGGUGAAGUUUCGAGAUAAGCAUUACGUAAUCAAAAUGACUCCUGACCAAUGGAAAAUCAGUACGAUUCGCAAUCAGACUGACGUCGACCAAUGGGAUGCCGGGGGUGUGUUUUAUCGGACGAAUGACGUGCUAAAUUUUGCGCACGAAAUAUCCCUCGGUUUGAACUGCGCCAUCGGCCCUUUGUAUAAAAGACCCCCAGGUUUCAUGGCCCAUAACAAGCUUCUUUCUCCUACCACAAGUUAGCUUAUUCUUCUCUAGAAAGUUAACUUAGUUCGUCAUCGAAAUGGCUGCUACUCUUGUCCAAAGUCCCUCUAUUCACUUCGAUUCAACUGAGAGCAUAAAGAUGCUAGACCCUUCUGAGCUCUAUAGGCCAGAAAUUAAGAAAAUGGAAGACUUCAGACAAUAUUCUGAGGAUAAGGAUGAUCCUAUCCAAUUGCGAGUACGAGAAACCUAUCUAAAAAUGCAUACUUCUCAAACAGUAGACUUCGUGAAAUCCAAGAUAAACGAAUGGACUAAAUUCGACAAGGCUAACAUGACGGUGAUGAAAGCUCUUGAAACCCUCAAUUGCUUGGUAGAUGAAAGCGACCCAGAUGUGGACAUCCCUAACAUUGUCCACGCCUUCCAAACCGCUGAAAGAAUCCGUGAAGCUCACCCAGAUUUGGAUUGGUUCCACUUGACAGGCCUUAUUCACGACCUGGGCAAGAUAAUGGCUUUGCACGGAGAACCCCAGUGGGCUGUGGUUGGAGACACUUUCCCAGUUGGCUGUGCAUUCGCCGAUUCCAUUGUCUACAGGAACACCAGCUUUGACGACAAUCCUGAUCUCCACAACCCCAAGUUCAACACCAAAUUCGGCAUCUACUCAGAGCAUUGCGGUCUUGAGAAUGUGAUGAUGUCUUGGGGACAUGACGAGUAUAUGUAUAGGGUUUUGAAGCACAACAAAUCUAAACUACCUGAAGAAGCUUUAUACAUGAUCCGAUUCCAUUCUUUCUACCCAUGGCAUCUGAAUGGAGACUACAGCUACCUAACUGACAACAAGGACAACGACAUGUUGAAAUGGGUCAAAGAAUUCAACAAGUUCGAUCUCUACUCCAAAUCCCACGAAGUUCCUGACAUUGAAACUCUUAUGCCCUACUAUCAGUCUCUGAUUGACAAAUACGUCCCUGGUGUACUAGAAUGGUAAAUGAAUGAACGGCGGAAUGAGCUGAGUUGUAUGAAUGAAUGGAAUGAAUCGCAUCUCAUUUGUUAUAUUUUCAUUUGUUGGAUAUUGCUGGUAAUACAUAUUAUCCCUGCCACCUUAGCAAAAUGAUUUUAUGUUAUCUGGCUGGUAUCUUUUUAAAUACAUUAUCAUUUAGUUGUUACUAUAUGUUAUUUAUCUUUUGAUCAUUGUAUCCUAUUAACUAUUGUUGAUGUAUGCGUAUUGUAUUUGAUGUUGCAUUUUGAUAGUAAAUAAAGUUUUUAUUUUUAUAGA
Molecule: messenger RNA, 1628 nt
Organism: Argiope bruennichi
Lineage: Eukaryota; Metazoa; Arthropoda; Arachnida; Araneae; Araneidae
Product: inositol oxygenase-like
Exons: 6
Coding region: 444-1340 (298 amino acids)
Biological process (GO): inositol catabolic process
Cellular component (GO): cytoplasm
Molecular function (GO): iron ion binding; inositol oxygenase activity
Source: RefSeq, a predicted model, not a curated record